AUGAUUUAUUCAUCAUUCGUUUAUCCCGUCACCCUAGAUCCAUGGCAGUGGUCAUCGGAUGACGUGAGCAAAUGGUUAGACUGGAGCCUGCAGCACUACCAGAUACCAAAUCACGAGUUCCAGUCUCUGUGCUACAUGAACGGUGCCACUCUAGCGCAACUAUCCGAGGAGCAGUUCAAGCGGUAUACUGGGGAGGAGAGCUAUGCAGUCACGCUGCACGCUGAACUCGACAUCUGGAAGGACGUCUGCCGGUCGCACGCAUCCCGUCAGCAGCGCCACCUACAGCAUAAUCAGCAUCAGCAGCGCCACCUACAACAGCCACACUGUUCGGGUGACUCUGGCCGCCAGGCGUUGCAGCACGCGCAUGACCCCAUGCUAGCACUCCCUUCUCCCGGUCAGCGCCAGUCACCCGCGGGGCAGCGCCAGUCACCACCGGGCCAGGGUGUGUCACCCGCGGGGCAGGGUGUGUCAACCACGGGGCAAGGUUUGUCACCCACGGGGCAAAUUGUGUCACCCCAGACGCAGGGGGCCACCUCACCUCUGGCGCAGGGACCGAGUCACGUGGCCUCCGAUUGCAGUUACGUCGACAUGUCGCGUCUGCUAAGCCAAUGGCGGUCGACGCCGUCGCCGAGUCAGGGCAGUGACGUGUCGUUGCCUAGCGACGGCGAUGACGUGCUGCACGAGCGCGCGAUGAAGCCGCAGCGGUCGACGACCAGCAUACACUUGUGGCAGUUCCUCAAGGAGUUGCUUAGCAACCCGCUCAUGUACGGUGCUGCCAUCCGGUGGCUGGACAGACCCAAAGGUGAGAGGGCAUUGGCGUCGUCGUCGCGUGUGUGAACGGUACCACGCGCUAAGCUGUGGGGCAAGCGGAAGAACCGGCCGGCUAUGAACUACGACAAGUUGAGCCGCUCUCUGCGCCAGUACUACAAGAAGGGCAUCAUGAAGAAGACCGAGCGCUCUCAGCGUCUCGUAUACCAGUUCUGCGUGCCCUAUAGCAUGUAGGUGGCGCUGUCGGCGGCGAAGACGUCGCACACCACGAGGUGGCGCCAGUUCUGUGCGCCGCGCAGGAUGUAGGAGUUUUUGAGUGCCGCGAGGUGGCGCCACCGCCGGCGACGGUGUGCGGCAACUUGUGCGGCUGCCGAUUUCAGUUUUAGUGAUGGAGCUACGCGGGCGGGGCGACCCCUGGUGGGUACGGAGUGGCAGAUAUACCCAGUGAGGACAUUGGCGGUUGCAGAUGUCGCGGAGGCUGUAUAUGUAGGCAGGUGCCUAGGUCUCAGUUGACACCGCGUCACAUACACCACACACACACACAACACACACAACACACACACACACAC
Priapulus caudatus is the source of this 1337-nucleotide messenger RNA. Its product is annotated as DNA-binding protein D-ETS-4-like. Gene Ontology annotation, molecular function: protein binding; DNA-binding transcription factor activity, RNA polymerase II-specific; sequence-specific DNA binding. Gene Ontology annotation, cellular component: nucleus. Gene Ontology annotation, biological process: cell differentiation; regulation of transcription by RNA polymerase II. The transcript has 3 exons. The record is from RefSeq and is a predicted model, not a curated record. Lineage: Eukaryota; Metazoa; Priapulida; Priapulimorpha; Priapulimorphida; Priapulidae.